This is a messenger RNA of Cuscuta campestris, 1574 nucleotides long. The record is from the annotation of a GenBank genome assembly. Lineage: Eukaryota; Viridiplantae; Streptophyta; Magnoliopsida; Solanales; Convolvulaceae.
AAAUGGAUAAAAAAAGAGUAAUGGACACGUUAAGGGCAAGAUCGAAGGGAAAGAAGAUCAAGACACAUCUCUGCUUCUACGACAUACACGGAAGAAUUCCAAGGUCGGAUUAUCAGUAUAUGUAUAUCUUCAUAGAUAGAGAUACACAGACAUACGGAACAUAGGGUAGUGGGAUAUGGGUUGCUCCUCUUCGGUUCCAGAUAGGAGUUUGGGACAGAAGGGAGGUCUUAAUCCUGACAAUGGUGCUGCAAAUGACCCUAAGAAUCUCCGCGUGAAGUUGGUACUGCUGGGUGAUUCUGGUGUUGGAAAAAGCUGCAUUGUUCUACGUUUUGUUCGUGGUCAAUUUGAUCCAACAUCAAAGGUUACUGUUGGGGCUUCCUUUCUAUCGCAGACAAUAGCCCUGCAAGAUUUGACUACAGUUAAGUUUGAGAUUUGGGAUACUGCUGGUCAGGAAAGGUAUGCAGCGCUAGCGCCACUGUACUACAGGGGUGCUGCUGUUGCAGUUGUUGUAUAUGACAUCACAAAUCCGGAUUCAUUUAACAAAGCACAAUAUUGGGUCAAGGAAUUGCAGAAGCAUGGAAGCCCCGAUAUAAUCUUGGCCCUUGUGGGGAACAAAGCCGAUCUCAUUGAAAAACGAGAAGUAUCUGUUGAAGAUGGAAAGGAGUAUGCUGAAAAGAAUCAAAUGUUCUUCAUAGAAACCUCUGCUAAGACAGCAGACAAUAUAAACCAGUUGUUCGAGGAGAUUGCGAAGAGGCUGCCGGGACCAUCUGUUUCUUGAUUCGUCAAGCGCGGGGAAGGCAACGAUUCGAUAUAGAUAUGCCUGUACUCUAUUGCUAUGUAAAUAAAAAAGGAAAAAAAUGGUAUCCAGGUUUUUCUUGGGAGAUUUGUCUAACUAUGCAUGGCUGCUCCUCAUUUCUGUCAUUUCUAAAGUGAAAGUUGUCCUCCUUUUAAAGUGUGCUCAUUAUUUUGGAUGCCCAACUGUUACAACAAUAUGUAAGUUUUAGGCAUUUCUUAUUUCUUUUUGUUUGAGUGAUAUUCUCUAAUCAUAUUCACUCUUGUUUUUCUCUGCAGUCAUUUUGUUGGGCCUUCUUGUUGGUAUGAUAUCUGUCCAUUGGGAUGGAAAAUUGGGUCCUAGGAUGCUCCUGCCUAGGUGCUCUUUAUCGCACCUGCUCCUCUCAUGCAGGUGCCUCCCGCACCUGCUACCCCUCUUGUGCAUGGACAUGUGCUAGGGGCGGGCGGUGCUGGAGGAGUAGGUGUGGUAGGAGUCUGGGUAGGAAGUUUUCCAUGGGUAGGAUGUUUUCCAUCCGAAUUGACAUAUAUCCGUUCCAACAAGAGUGUCCAGCCCAUUGACAGAUAUUAUUAGAGAAUAUCGCUCGAACAAAAAUAAACAAGAAAGGUCUAGAACUUGCAGAUUGUUGUAACAAUGGCCCGUCUGUAAGCCAUCUUGGCAAAAAAUGGUAUCCAACUUGGGAGAUUUAUCUAAUGAUGCCCAAUUUGCUUUCAAAGUGAUUCAUGAAAUGGAUAUAUUACUUGCUAUGUCUAUAUUUUUAUCUAGAGCUGGCAAACUAGUCGGU